Molecule: messenger RNA, 1484 nt
Organism: Octodon degus (degu)
Lineage: Eukaryota; Metazoa; Chordata; Mammalia; Rodentia; Octodontidae
Gene: Tacr3
Product: tachykinin receptor 3
Exons: 5
Coding region: 28-1344 (438 amino acids)
Biological process (GO): G protein-coupled receptor signaling pathway; positive regulation of flagellated sperm motility
Cellular component (GO): plasma membrane; sperm midpiece
Molecular function (GO): tachykinin receptor activity
Source: RefSeq, a predicted model, not a curated record
GGCUCCAGGGACCUGAACUGUGUCCCCAUGGCCUCUCUCGCGGGGAACCUGAGCGCGUGGUCGAGCCCAGGCUGGCUGCCCAUGGCCGCGCUGAGCAACCUGUCGUCGUCCCCAUCCCCGUUCCCGUCUCUGUCCCCAUCCUGGGCGCCCUCGCCGCGCCCUGGCCCCGCGCACCCUUUCCUGCAGCCGCCCUGGCGCGUGGCGCUCUGGUCGCUGGCCUACGGUGCCGUGGUGGCCGUGGCGGUACUGGGGAACCUCGUGGUGAUUUGGAUCGUGCUGGCACACAAGCGCAUGCGAACGGUCACCAACUCCUUCCUCGUAAACUUGGCCUUCGCCGACGCCGCCAUGGCAGCGCUCAACGCGCUGGUCAACUUCAUCUAUGCGCUGCACGGAGAGUGGUACUUCGGCGCCAACUACUGCCGCUUCCAGAACUUCUUCCCCAUCACCGCCGUGUUCGCCAGCAUCUACUCCAUGACGGCCAUCGCGGUGGACAGGUACAUGGCCAUUAUUGAUCCCCUGAAACCCAGACUGUCUGCCACAGCCACCAGGAUCGUCAUUGGAAGUAUCUGGAUUCUGGCAUUUCUCCUUGCUUUUCCUCAGUGUCUAUAUUCCAAAAUCAAAGUCAUGCCAGGCCGCACCCUGUGCUAUGUGCAGUGGCCAGAAGGUCCAAAGCAACAUUUCACGUACCACAUCAUUGUCAUCAUCCUGGUGUACUGCUUUCCCUUGCUCGUCAUGGGCAUCACCUACACCAUUGUGGGGCUCACGCUGUGGGGAGGGGAGAUCCCAGGAGACACCUGCGACAAGUACCAUGAGCAGCUGAAGGCCAAGAGAAAGGUUGUGAAAAUGAUGAUUAUUGUCGUGGUGACCUUUGCCAUCUGCUGGCUGCCCUAUCAUAUUUACUUCAUCCUCACUGCCAUCUAUCAGCAACUGAACAGGUGGAAAUACAUCCAGCAGGUCUACUUGGCCAGCUUCUGGUUGGCAAUGAGCUCCACCAUGUACAACCCCAUUAUCUACUGCUGUCUCAAUAAAAGAUUUCGUGCUGGCUUCAAAAGGGCCUUCCGCUGGUGCCCCUUCAUUCAUGUCUCCAGCUACGACGAGCUGGAGCUCAAGGUCACCAGGUUCCACCCAACACGACAGAGCAGCCUAUACACAGUGACCAGGAUGGAGUCCAUGAGUGUGGUGUUUGACUCCAGUGAUGGGGACAGCACCCGGUCCAGUCGCAAGAAGAGAGGGACAACCAGAGAUGCAGGCUCCAGCAUCUGCUCCCGCAGGAACUCCAAGUCCACCUCCACCACAGCCAGCUUCGUGAGCACCCCCUACACGUCAGUGGAUGAAGGUUCCUGACUCCUUGCUGGGGUUAGGGGGCUGCAGGUGCCCCUUUUGCUGUCACCCUUUCUGCCUCACCUCUCUGGAAGCAAAAGAACAAUUUUUUGGUGGUUAUGCUUACAUUGAGGCAGACUGCGCAUAAAUAUAGCAAAGAUACC